AGUCACGUCGUUACGCCUCGCUAGAUGAUUGGCGAGGUAAGAUGGCGGCGCCAGAGGAGCCAGAAUUAUCUCAGGCGCAGACAGAAAAGCUCCUUCAAUUCCAGGACCUGACUGGUUUGGAAUCGAUGGACCAAUGUCGUCGCACAUUAGAACAGCAUAAUUGGAACAUAGAGGCGGCAGUACAGGACCGACUUAAUGAACAGGAAGGAAUGCCCAGUGUGUUUAACCCUCCGCCAACCAGACCAUUACAGGUUAACACAGCAGACCAUAGAGUACAUAGUUACAUCGUCUCGAGGCCACAGCCCAGGGGAUUAUUAGGAUGGAGUUACUACAUGAUAAUGCUACCUUUCAGAUUUACAUAUUACACACUUCUGGACAUAUUCAGGUUCGCUCUGCGUUUCGUCCGGCCAGAUCCUCGUGGCCGUGUGACGGACCCGGUGCGUGAUGUCGUGUCCUUCAUGCAUAGUUUUGAGGAGAAGUAUGGACGCUCGCACCCUGUAUUUUACCAGGGAACGUACAGCCAGGCACUGAAUGAUGCCAAACGGGAGCUCCGCUACUUAUUAGUGUACCUUCAUGGGGAGGAUCAUCAAGACACGGACCAGUUUUGCCGCUCCACGUUAUGUACAGAAGAGGUCGUAACCUUCCUCAACACACAUAUGCUCUUCUGGGCAUGCUCAACCAGCAAGCCAGAGGGCUACAGAGUGUCCCAAGCGCUGCGAGAGAACACCUACCCAUUCCUGGCCAUGAUCAUGCUGAAGGACCGCAAGAUGACCGUGGUGGGCCGGCUGGAGGGUCUCAUUCAGCCGGAGGACUUCAUCAACCAGCUCACGUUCAUCAUGGACGCCAACCAGACGCACCUGAUGUCGGAGCGCCUCGAGCGGGAGGAGAGGAGCCAGACGCAGGUGCUCCGGCAGCAGCAGGACGUGGCCUACCUCGCCUCCCUCCAGGCCGACCAGGAGAAGGACCGGAAGAAACGGGAGGAGGAGGACCAGAUACGGCAAGAGGAGGAGAAGGUCCGACAGAGCGCUCUCGCCGAGGAGCGCAGACAACGAACCCUCGAGGAGGAGAAGGAGAGGAAGUCCGAGUGUCUUCCCCCGGAGCCGCCGGCAGAUGAUGCAGAAAGUGUCAAAAUCGUGUUCAAGCUGCCCAACGACACGCGAGUCGAGCGCCGGUUCCUCUUCGGCCAGUCUCUGACGGUAAUUUACGACUUCCUGUUCUCUUUGAAAGAAAGCCCCGAGAAGUUUCAGAUCAUCACAAACUUCCCCCGUCGGGUCUUGCCGUGCCUUCCGACCGAAGAGCGGCCCAACCCCCCCACGCUGAAGGAGGCGGGACUCAGUCGCUCUGAAGUCCUUUUUGUUCAGGACCUAACAGACGAUUGAUGGAUGACGUGCACUCCUGUUUUCCUCCAGAUCCCAACCCCCCCCCCCCUUUUUGUUUUCUUAUUUUGUUAAAUGGCCAUUAUGCACACAAGUUAUCAUUCAAGAUUAAAUCAUAACCUGGAGAGAAGAAACAGACCCACAUGUAACCACCCUGCAUCCAGUCCUUGUUUGGUUGUGUGUGUGUGUGUGUGUGUAUACAGGGUUCCCAGUAGCCUGGAAAGUCUUUAAUUUGAUCAAAUAAAUAUUUCUUGAAAUCGUUCCUGGAGCUCCUCUUUGUAUCCGCGUGGACAAAGAAGUUUGUUUUCCAUUUUCUCUGCUAGCUAGCAAAGUAAUUAUCGUCCUUCUCUCACCAGGAAUGUUAGCAUCAUAAAUCACCUCCUGACAUUCCCUGGAAUGUUAGCGUAGCUUCAUGCUAACCUAGAAGCCCAUCCCAACUCCUUAUGUGGGAGCAACUGUCACCGGCUGCUGGUCUCUCCCAGCAUGCAGUGCGGCGCGGUAGAAGCGAGGGAUUCCACCUCGGACCGGAUGUGAGCCACGUGGUCCACGAUGACGGCCGAGCUCAGUGCUGGUCUUGAGUGGUUGUCAUGGCGACGAUGGUUAAUCCAUGUGGUGGUGAGAGCUAAUGCACUUGUAGGCAGCAGGAGAGUGGAUUUGGACUUGAAGUCAAUAUGGGAACCCUGUUGUUAAAUGAGCCAUGCCCUGUACAUAUGUUUAGAUAUUUAAAAUCCCCACAUGUACCUUUACAUUUUUCUUUUUUAAAUGUUUUUCUUUGACUCGUGUCAUAAAAUGACCAAAUGCAGGUUGUUUACUCUGAAGCAGACCGCCUCGAGCGACUGCAGGAAACACGAUCCUUACGGAGGCCACAGUUUUGCAGCCGUCUGCCGUAGCGCCUGUGAUUACUCGCCACGCCCGCUUCACCUGUAACACCUACAUGGGCUCGUAUGAAAAGACUAUAAAUUAAAGAAUUUAAAAAAUG
Molecule: messenger RNA, 2355 nt
Organism: Pseudoliparis swirei
Lineage: Eukaryota; Metazoa; Chordata; Actinopteri; Perciformes; Liparidae
Gene: faf2
Product: Fas associated factor family member 2
Exons: 11
Coding region: 42-1379 (445 amino acids)
Cellular component (GO): endoplasmic reticulum
Molecular function (GO): ubiquitin binding
Source: RefSeq, a predicted model, not a curated record